Ambispora leptoticha is the source of this 1128-nucleotide messenger RNA. The record is from the annotation of a GenBank genome assembly. NCBI's taxonomy places the organism in Eukaryota, Fungi, Glomeromycota, Glomeromycetes, Archaeosporales, Ambisporaceae.
AUGUCUAAAGUUACGAGAAAAGUCAAGAUUACAGUUCCAUGUUCAUCGGCAAACAUUGGACCGGGGUUUGACGUACUCGGAUUAACAUUAUCAAUGUUUCUAACGCUCGACAUUGAAUUUCUCGAGCUCCCGCAAACCAACGCCAAUACAGCCACUGACUACACAAAUGAAACAACACUCGACUACACAGGAGAAGGAAGUGAGAGUAUUUCAUUAAAACCGACAAAAAAUCUAAUUACCAAAACUGCACUUUACGUUCUCGCGUGUCACAACAUUUUUGGAUUUCCCGUCCCACUGCACAUUCACGUCAAUAAUUCAAUACCUAUGGGACGUGGGCUUGGUUCUUCGGGUGCGGCUGUUGUAGCAGGCGUUUUGUUGGGAAAUGUGGUAGGCAAUCUGAGUCUGAGUAAAGAUAGACUAUUAGAUUUUACGUUGAUGGUGGAACGACAUCCUGAUAAUGUUACCGCGGCGUUGAUGGGUGGAUUUGUUGCCUCAUAUCUGAGAGAAUUAGAACCGAAAGAUACCGAGGCCAAAAAUGUGCCGCAUUCUGAGGAGUCAAUCAGUAUUGUUGGUGGCAAUGUUUUUACUGAUAAUAAUGAUGAUGAUAACAAAGGAGAUGACAAUACGAAACCACGGACUGUUCCUUUGGGAAUUGGACAUUAUAUCAGAUUGGGUUGGGCAAAAGAGAUUAAAGCUAUCACUAUUAUGCCAAAAUUUGAGGUUGCUACUGCAACUGCGCGUAGUGUAUUACCGAAUACAUAUCAAAGGAAAGACGUUGUAUUCAAUUUACAGCGAUUAGCAGUAUUGACAACUGCACUCGCACAAUCACCUCCAGAUCCAGAUCUGAUUUUUCAAGCAAUGCAGGAUAAAGUACAUCAACCAUAUCGAAAAACUUUGAUUCCCGGAUUAUCACGCAUCCUAUCAAGUGUCACACCAAAAACACAUCCUGGUCUAGUAGGUAUCUGUCUAAGCGGUGCUGGACCCACCAUACUUGCACUUGCGACUCAUAACUUUGAUGUGAUUUCUAGUGCGAUUACUCUAGCUUUUCUUGAAGAAGAUAUCGAGACUGAGGUGAAUGUUUUAGAGAUUACGGAGAGUGGUGCCGUUGCCGAGGAAGUGCAAUUAUAA